CCUGCCCCUCCCCCUUCCCGGAGCCCCGAGGGGCCGGAGCUCCUGGCUGUGCCGGAUCCUGACGGCGACCUACCCCCGGGUCUGUUCCGGCGUUGGGUACUGGAACGCACGUGCCGUGACCCAACUUCAUACUCGUCUCCUACAUGGAUGUUGGGGAGGACUCACGAAGGGGAAUGGCUCGCGUCCCGAAACUGAGAAGAAGAAAGGAGGCUCGCCGGCAUUCGGGUGCUUUUCUGUCGUUCCAGGAGGUAGGGGGUCUGAGGAAAAGUCUCAGAUGUCCUUCCGGGGCGCCCAGGCGGCUCCCCGAGUGAGCAAUAAAGCUGAUUGACACCGGAUGUGUUUCCUCCUAGGCUAAGUCCUCCUUCCGGCCCGGCCGCCGCUACCGCGGAAGCCUCAACACCGGUUUUCAGGGUCGGUAAGUGAACGCCAAGGCGAUUCGCCAGGUGUCGAGGCCUGAAGAGGAGGAGGAGGGCGGCAGUGCGCGACCCCCGAGAAGCUAAUUGGGUGCUGUAGUGCCUCGGCCGAUAGGGACUUGGCCCCGGAAAACUCGGCUCUUGCUGUACGCGGAGCCGGAGGGAUCGUCCGGGCCACCGUGAUCCAGCGCUAGGUCCACAGUGUUGCCUGACCUCUUCCCCCUCCGUGGUAGCUCCUAUGCUCACGGAGAAACGUGGAGGAAUCAGGCGUCUUCUCGUGGUGCUCUGAGAGCGACUGACCCUGUGGGAGGAGUCACUGUAGUCUCAUUUGUUUUAGGUUUAAAGGAUCCUAAUCACGAGCUGGAAAAAGGAGCUGGAAACGCGAAAGUAAUAACUAUGCAGAGGUGUAUUUAGGUGUUUUUAUCUGAGCGAUUAUGAAGAAUUUAAUAUCUAAGGAACUUAAGAGUAUGAUUAGUAGAGGGAGAUCAAGAUGUAAAAGUGAAUUAGGCUUAAAUAGCGAAGGAUCGUGCAUUCUUUUUAAGAACCUAAAGGCCAUCCUGGAGUUAAAGGAGAGCAAUGGAUGACUUAAAUCAGAAGUUUUUUUGUUGUUUAAUUUAUGAUGAUGAUGUUAAUUCGGGUGGAAAUCAGGAGGGUUAUACAAGAGAUUGUUAAUGUUGAGGAAGCCUGGGGGAAAACAUUACAAUGAUCCAUGUGAACAGGGCUGAGGAACUGUAGUAGUCGUGGGGAACAGAAGGUCUGUACAUAAAAGUUUCUAAUUUGGGAUAUCAUGCUAAGUGUAGUUUUUUUGUGAUCACUUUGCCUAUUACUGGAUACUAAAAAUUGAGUGUUCUUGAUCACAAGGCACAUAAAAUUUAGCCAAUAUGAGAAAUGUGUCUUGAGGUCAUAGACAAAUGCAUUAUACUUUUCUGGAUUUUGAGAUGGUGAUAUAGAGGUUCACUCUUAGCACCCAGAGUACAAUUUUUUUUCCAUUUCAGCUUUGGGUUUUGGAGAGGAAGGGAAUUAUUCUUACUAUCAUAGUGGGAGGAAGCGUUCCUUAUCCUUAUAUCAAUGUUUGUGUUUUAUUCUGCUUAGAUUUUGACCAUGGCUGCUGAGUCUGAUGUUCUGCACUUCCAGUUUGAACAGCAAGGAGAUGUGGUCUUGCAGAAAAUGAAUCUCUUGAGGCAGCAGAAUUUAUUUUGUGAUGUAUCAAUUUAUAUUAAUGACACUGAGUUCCAGGGGCACAAGGUGAUAUUGGCUGCUUGUUCCACUUUCAUGAGAGAUCAGUUUUUACUCACACAAUCAAAACAUGUCAGAAUCACCAUUCUGCAAAGUGCAGAAGUUGGCAGAAAAUUGUUGCUCUCUUGCUACACUGGAGCACUUGAAGUAAAAAGGAAAGAGCUUUUGAAAUAUUUGACUGCUGCCAGUUACCUUCAGAUGGUUCACAUUGUGGAAAAGUGCACAGAAGCUUUGUCAAAGUAUCUGGAAAUUGAUCUAUCUAUGAAAAACAACAACCAACACGCUGACCUAUGUCACUCUUCUGAUCCAGAUGUUAAGAAUGAAGAAGAAAGUUCUGAUAAGGACUGUGAGAUAAUUGAAAUUUCAGAAGAUAGCCCUAUAAACAUAGAUUUCCAUGUUAAACAAGAGGAAGACAAUGUGUUACAGACCACAGUAGAAAGCUUGACAUCAGAGAGAAAGGAAAUGAAGUCACCAGAGCUAUCCCCAAUAGAUGUGGGUUUUAAAGACAAUGAAAUUUGUAUCCUUCAUGUAGAAUCUAUCAGUACAGCUAGUGGAGAAAAUGGGCAGUUUUCACAGCCUUGUACCUCAUCAAAAGCAAGCCUGUAUUUCUCUGAAACACAGCAUUCAUUGAUUAAUUCUACAGUGGAGAGCAGAGUGGCAGAAGUUCCUGGGAAUCAAGGUCAGGGUUUAUUUUGUGAGAAUACUGAUGAAAGUCAUGGUACAGCAAGUGAGAUUCAGAACCUAGAGGAGAGUUAUUCACUGAGGCACCAGUGUCCCAGGUGUCCGCGAGGGUUUCUUCAUGUAGAAAACUACCUGCGCCACCUUAAGAUGCAUAAACUCUUCUUAUGUUUACAAUGUGGGAAAACAUUUACACAGAAGAAAAAUCUUAACCGGCACAUUCGAGGGCAUAUGGGCAUUCGGCCCUUUCAGUGUACUGUGUGCCUGAAGACCUUUACUGCUAAAAGCACUCUUCAGGACCACUUGAACAUACACAGUGGGGAUAGGCCAUACAAAUGCCAUUGUUGUGAUAUGGAUUUCAAGCACAAGUCUGCUCUCAAAAAGCAUUUAACCUCCGUUCAUGGCAGAAGUAGUGGUGAAAAAUUAUCUAGACCUGAUCUUAAAAGGCAAGAUCUGCUAUAAAUGGAAUCAUGGACUUCCUUUGUAAACUUUGUAUCAUUCUCGUAGGUUUUAGAAAUGCAGUAUUUGUAAUAAUUUUAUUGUUCCCCAUCCCUUCCCCUUUUAUGUCUGCCUCACAUGUUAUUCUUUCUGAACUUCUGACAGUUCAAAAAAAUUGUGAGAGGCAUGAAAAAGUUAUGGGACUUGUCUUGUCAUGUAUGUUACAUAUAAGUCCCAGUGGUACACUUUGAGAAAUAGUGUUUUACUUAAAUAUUUUUUAUUCUGAUGACCGAGGAUCCGACAGUAUUUGCAGAUUCUGAUUUGUAGUGUCUACAUAAUUAAUUUAAAUGUUAAAUCCAACUAUAUAAUAACUUUAAUUAAUAAGAAUGAUGAAAGAAAAUAAAUUUUAAAAUGCACUAUUAUUCA
Messenger RNA from Marmota monax (woodchuck), 3191 nucleotides. RefSeq names its product zinc finger and BTB domain containing 6 (gene Zbtb6). Gene Ontology annotation, biological process: regulation of transcription by RNA polymerase II. The transcript has 2 exons. The record is from RefSeq and is a predicted model, not a curated record. Bases 1515 to 2789 code for a protein of 424 amino acids. Gene Ontology annotation, molecular function: RNA polymerase II cis-regulatory region sequence-specific DNA binding; DNA-binding transcription factor activity, RNA polymerase II-specific; protein binding. Lineage: Eukaryota; Metazoa; Chordata; Mammalia; Rodentia; Sciuridae.